Psammomys obesus (fat sand rat) is the source of this 2385-nucleotide messenger RNA. Its product is annotated as disintegrin and metalloproteinase domain-containing protein 20-like. The transcript has a single exon. Gene Ontology annotation, molecular function: metalloendopeptidase activity. The record is from RefSeq and is a predicted model, not a curated record. Gene Ontology annotation, cellular component: plasma membrane; sperm head plasma membrane; external side of plasma membrane. Gene Ontology annotation, biological process: proteolysis; male gonad development. Bases 1 to 2385 code for a protein of 794 amino acids. NCBI's taxonomy places the organism in Eukaryota, Metazoa, Chordata, Mammalia, Rodentia, Muridae.
AUGGCUCCCUUCCUCAGGCCAUCUACCUGGACUCAGGCCCUCCUGGGAGGUGCUCUCUGUUUAUGUGUGCUGUCUGUACUACUGUCUCCUGUCUGUUGUUCCCGUGGCCCACCAAACUGGCGCUUCACUACCUCUGAAGUUGUGAUUCCCAGGAAGGUUCCCCAGAGAAGGGGUGGAAGUAAUAUGCCAGAUGAGAUCACCUAUAGCAUGCGCUUUAGGGGACAAAGACACGUGAUCCACAUGAAACUCAAGAAGAACAUGAUUCCCGAAAAUUUGCCUGUGUUCACUACCAAUGACCAAGGAGCUGAGCAGGAGGAGUACCCAUUUAUUCCUCGGGACUGUUACUUCUACAGCUACCUGGAAGGGGUCCCUGGGUCCCUAGCUACACUAGAUACCUGCAAUGGAGGUCUUAAGGGCAUGAUACAGGUGGAUGACUUCACUUAUGAAAUCAAACCACUGGCAUCUUCUCCCAAGUUUGAGCAUGUUGUUUCUCUGCUAGUGGUGGAAGAAAAGUCACGUAAGUCUAGAAAGUGUAGACAUGAUGAGGAUGUGGCAGAGGUCAGUGAAUACCCUGAAGAGAUGAAGUUUGCUGGAAGCGCCAGAGCAGCUCCGGUGUAUUUGUGGCGUGUGCAUAGGAAAAAUUUAAGACUGCACUAUGUGGUGACUAAUGCAGUAUACAAAAGGACCUCAAAUUUUAGCAAAACAGCUGAAAUGGUAUUGAUUAUGAACAGCAUAGUAGAUAGCAUUUAUCAGCCAACUGGCAUGGGUAUCUUUGUACGUGCUAUAUGUAUUUGGUAUCAACAUGACUCAUAUAAUGUGUAUAGAUUUAGGAGAGAUCCUUGGGCCUUGACGAGCAAUUUUGGCAUGUGGAAAGUACCCUUUCAUAGGGUAAUAGAACACUCCAUUUCUAUUCUUAUGACAGGACAUAGAGUUGGAAAUAGGGAUUAUCUUAGCAAUUCUGGUGGACUGUGCAACCCAAACUGGGGAGUAAUGUAUCUAUAUAUACAUUUCCAUCACUUUCUGACUACGACAGUGCUUGCUCAUGGAAUAGGUCAUUUUUUUAAAAUGCAGCAUGAUCUCCCAGGCUGUGUUUGUUUCAGAAGAAGCAGCUGUGUCAUGACUGAAUUUCCUACUCUUCAGGAUAUGCUGAGCAAUUGUUCCCAAAAGCAAAUACAUGUAUGGGUUCACGGCUGGGAUCCGUGCCUGAGUGAGGAACGUGUGCCCUAUAACAAUUUUAAAUAUGUCGUUCGUCGAUGUGGAGAUAAGACUGUGGAUGAGAAAGAGCAAUGUGACUGUGGUUCCCUGAAAGACUGUAUUAAUAAUAAAUGUUGCACAACCACUUGUGAGUAUACUGAGGACAGCACUUGCGAUGUGGGAGGUUGCUGUAAAGAUUGUGUCUUUGCACCUUCUGGAACGAGGUGCAGAGACAAACUUGGUGUUUGUGAUCUGCCAGAAUACUGUAAUGGACUCUCAAACGAUUGCCCAGAUAAUGUUUACAUCAUGGAUGGAACACCCUGCUCAGCAGGAGCAGUUUGCAUGAGAGGAAACUGCAGUGACCGUGAUUUGCAGUGUCAAGCUCUUUUUGGGUACCAAGUCAAGGAUGGUUCGCCAGCAUGCUAUAAAGAAUUAAAUCGCAAGGGUGACCGAUUUGGAAACUGUGGGGUUAAAAAACUACGAGGAGGGAGCAACACUAUCCCAUGUCAAGACGAUGAUAUUUUUUGUGGGCUGCUGCACUGUGAAGGUGUCACUCGUAUUCCUGGUGGAGGUCAGCAUGCUACAUUUCAUCACAUAAAGGUAAAAGAUGUUAAAGAACAACAGUGCUUUGGUUAUGAUGUACACCAUGGACUAGAUAUUCCAUUUGUGGGGCUUGUAGUGGACGGUGCAACCUGUGGCCCAGGGAAAUACUGUAGAAGACAAUCCUGUGUUUUUCAUCAAACCUUGCAUUAUAAGUGCAACAUUAGCUCCUGUAGCUUCAGAGGAGUGUGUAACAACAAAGGCAAUUGUCACUGUGUGCAAGGCUGGCAACCACCAACAUGUGAACAAAGAGGAACAGGUGGUAGUGUAAACAGCGGCCCUCCACCUAUCAUGGAAAAAAUGCUUGAGGUAACCUUAAAUGUGACUAUAAACAAGAUCUUACUUGUUUUAAUUACUCGUUUGUUUCUUAUCUUGGCUUCACUUCUUUUUGGUGGAAUUACAAGAGCCGUGAUACUCAUAGACAAAGAAGCAGGACAACAGCCUAGUGGACAAGUGCCUGGCGGAAAAGCACCUGGUGAAAAAGCGCCUGAUGGAAAAGCGCCUGGUGGAAAAGCGCCUGGUGAAAAAGCGCCUGGUGGAAAAGCACCUGGUGGAAAAGCUCCUAGUGGAAAAGCGCCACGUGGAAAGUAA